AUGCGCCGCUUGCCACUCCUGCUCGCAGCCAUCAUCUGCGCCGCCAACAGCCAACAGUGCCCGCCGCUCGGCGCCAUGGGCCGCACGUCGUCCGACCCGUCGUUGAUGGCCGCGGCGAAGCGCGAGAUCCACGCGUCGCUCGCGAGGGACGGCAAGGCGGCCUCCGCGCAACACGCGCUCGAAGACGUGCUCUGGAACAAGAAGGAGACCGUGCUGAUCCUCGACAACCGCGUGAUCGUCGACCGGUCGUUCCUCCGCCACGCGAAGCACCCCGCGCACGCGGCGCUGGCCGCGAGCGUCGGCGCGCGGCGCGCGCUGCCGAACGCGGCCUACCGCUUCAGCGCGGGCACGCGGGGCGUGAAGCGCAGCGGCUGCAGGCGGCCGUUCCCGCUCGCGGUGAUCACGAAGAUGACGGGCUACGAUCAGUGCGGCGUGCUCGUGCCGAACCCCUACUUCGGCCCGGACCUCGACGCCUACGCGCGGCAGACGGGCGAGGCGCGCGCGCUCGCCCGGGCGCGGCCGCUGGCGAGCCGCGUCGGCCGCGCGCUCUGGCGGGGCAACAUCUCGUCGCGCGCGUGCGACAAGGAGCUCGGGAACCGCGCGCGGCUCGCCGCGACGGCGCUCUCCGUCGACUUCCCGGACCUCUUCGACGCGAGGUGCCCGCCCGGCGGCUGCGACCCGCGGCCGCCGUCGGAGCCCUGCGACGAGGCCGACGUCGCCGCGCGGAUCCUCGCGGACUACGGCGGGUCCGCGGCGCCGACGUUCGCCAACUACACGGCGACGAUGGUCGCCGCCGCCGCGGACCCGGCCGCGUACCUCGUGGGCGGCUACGUGCCGCCGUCCAAGUUCAGUGACUGGAAGUACGCGCUCCACCUGCCGGGCGCGUUCACGGGCUCCUACUCGCGGAACCUGAACAAGCUCUGGGCCCUCGGCUCCGUCGUGCUGCUCUGGGCCGCGCCCUACGUCGAGUUCUACUUCCCGGGCCUGAGCCACGGCGCCACGCACCUCGCCGUCGACGCCUGCACGGCGCCGCGCGCCGUCGCGGCGCUCGAGGCCGACGGCGCCCGCGCGGCGGCGCUCGCGGCGGGCGCGGGCCGCGUCUUCGACGAGCUGCUCUGCGCGGACUGCCUCGCGGACUUUUACGUCGCCGCCGUCGAGGGCCUGCGGGCCCACUACGACCUCGGGAGCGCCCUCGACGGGGGCCGCGACGCCGCGGCGUUCCUCCGCGGCCGGACGAACUGCUCGGACCUCGACCUCGUCGCCGUCCGCGGCUCGCGGCCCUGGUCCGAGAAGUACGGCCGGGGCCUGCCGACGACGCACGUCCUCACGGAGCCUGGACACAAUCGUCAGCAGGACGUCGAGCGGCGGCGGAUGCCGUCGAGCUUGCUGAUGGGGCUCACGACGACGGGCGCGGGCCGGUCGCCGAGCGCACCGCGGCGCGGCGGGCUCGCGAAGCGGUCCUCGUCCUCGGAGUUGGCGCGGCUCCGGCUCCCGAGGCUCCCGAAGACGGCGCGCGGCUCGUCCUCCGACCCGGCGCGGGACCGCGACACGAGCGCGGGCAGGCUCUUCGCCGAGGCGCUGGAGUCGUCGGAGACCGCGCGGACGUCGCGCGCGCCGCGAAACGGAUCGCGGCGCGUCGCGCCAAAGUCGUCGGCCUGGGCCGGCCGGUCCGACUGGGUCCGGAAGAGGCUCCGGCGGCCCGACUGGGAGAGCUUGGACAUGUCGACGGCCUGGUUCGGCACGCGGUCGACCUUGGGCGGCUCCCAGGGCACGGACGGCGGCACGAAGCGGCCGCGGCCGCCCGGCCGCGCGGCGACGCCGGGGUUCGUCGGCGCGUUCAGGUAG
Molecule: messenger RNA, 1845 nt
Organism: Aureococcus anophagefferens
Lineage: Eukaryota; Pelagophyceae; Pelagomonadales; Pelagomonadaceae
Exons: 2
Coding region: 1-1845 (614 amino acids)
Source: RefSeq, a predicted model, not a curated record